AUGGCCAGAAAGCCACGCCUGACGAGGAGUGGGGAAGCUCAGUUGCACGGAGGCUUCGCACUAUGUGGGAGUACGCCGACGACCGAGAGAACGAUCCGCAAAAAGCCUUCCAUGCCCCCCGCAGAAGACAAUGCGUGCAUCACCAUUGCCCAGGCUACCGUAUCUCCAGAUUGCAGGGUGGUUGAAGAGGGCAAACGUGCAGCCGCAGAUGACGAGUCAGAAGUGGUUAGGGUAUUCAAGGCAAGCAGGCGGAACAAAUUCGGCAAGUUCUUGGAUGCUUUCGGCUGGCUAAAUCUCAUCCUGAGGAAUGCAAAUGCUCAGAUGCGGCGAGAUCUGCAGGCGGUCAAGCUCAGGCUGCCGGCAGUGCUGGAAACACUCGUUGGCAGCGCGGAUUGGGCUGACCAGAAUUCCGUCAAGCAGUUGGCACAGAAGCUGCACGACUUGCAAGAACGAUGGAAGGAUGGACGACGCCCAACAAAACUCGAGCACCACGCGUGCUUGCUGGAGCUUCGUUCAGGGAACAGGCAUUGCAGAGAAGGCAUCGAAAGCAUGUGGACAACGGGGCGCCUGCAGAGCCACUUCGCGGAAUCCUGCGAGACACAGGAGAUUCUCUUGGAUCUGGUAAAGCAGUUUCCGAGCCUUCUGAACGAGACUGACGGAGAAGCACUUCCCGAGCUCGUGAAGUACUCCACAGGAGCAUCUGCCACGGUGCAGACCGUCAUGUUGGUUGAUCAAAUGUGGUUGAUGACCCGGCGGCAGGGGCAGGAGGUCGAAAAGCGAGUUCCAUUGAGUGUAGACUUGAAGCCGCUCUUCGUGCUGCUUCUGCGCGAGAUACACUCUGAAUGGCCUACUUUUCGCAAAGAUGCAAAGCUCUUGCUCAAGAUUCAAGGCAUCAGGAGCACCGGUGGGUGGGUGGCACACCCAAAGACGAGAAGGACGGGCAAAUCUUCAGAAGCGCUGCUGUUUGGGGAACAGCACGUUGAUGCUGCGCUGAAGGCUGCCGUCGGACUGCGGCCAGCCGCGCUCCUGGACGCGCUGGGCGGGGAGCGGCCCUGGCGCGCGAUCACGCAGCGGGAGAUCGGCAUCGAGGCUCCGCCGGAUUUACCGACGGAGGGGCUGAUCCUGAAGUCAGCAGGCGACGAAGCCACAAUCAUCGAUCGGGAAGAUCAGCUGCAGGCCUUGGUGUCCCUGGGUGUGAUCGAGCGCCGCAUCAUGUUGACCCAGCAGGAGAAGCUCGACAAGCCAAGCUUCGUGCUUUCCAACCUUGGCAACAACGUGAGGUCUUGGUGGUACUGCGAGAACUGUGGCAUGUGGCUGGAUACACGGGAAGCAUCUUAUUCUUCGAAUAGCCAGCGCUCGGUUCCGAGGAAUCACCGCUGUGGCAAGCGAGAUAGAGAUCGCCAGUUGCACGAGAAAUCGACCGCCAAGCCCACGGUCUUCAACAUAGAGAAAGGCGACGAUUUGGGCUGCCACGUCCGUGCGGUGCAAUCUGGAACUGAUAGGCUGCUGUUGCAGCUCCGGGUCCCGAUCAGCGCACUCCAGCAAAUCGAGUACGCUGCAGGUGUCACAUGUCAGCGCCUGAAGGCCUCCGUUCGGAUUGCCAGUGCUUGCCAGCACGACAUGGAGGCUGAAGCAGAGCAGAAAGUGGAAGAGGAUGAAUGUCCGAUUGAAGAGGCCGAGGAGCAAAAGGAAGUCUCCGGCAAGGAGACCGCUCCACUCAAGCGUCGACGGACCGAGCUUGGGACGGAACAGACAUCGACAUCCGGUUCAGCACGUUUUUCGAUCUUGUCCUGCUUGGAUUUGCCACAGGUGCCUCAGCCAGAGGGAUUCCUCUUGCCGCUGCAUGAUUCACAGCGAAGGACCGUUUGGUGGAUGGCCUCGCGCGAGGGCAUCGCAGUUCCCGGAUUUGCCGAGACAGACACGGCUUUCGCAGGCUUCGUUUCAGUGCAGAGGUUGAGCCGCCGCCUUGGGAAGUCUGACGUACGUGUGCAGCUCAAGCUCGAGCGCUACUUCUCACGCGCGAAAGGCGGACUGCUGGCAGAUGCCGUCGGCUAUGGCAAGACUGCGUCUGUUCUGGCCUUGAUAGCGUUGUCACGACCAACUUCCCCAGCGAAGCCACCGACUGAUCAAGCACCACGCAUCGGCUCCCGUGCUACGCUCGUGCUGGUUCCGUCCAACCUGUUUGAGCAAUGGCAGAACGAGAUCAAAAAGUUCCUAACCGAGAGCACCAAGGUUGUGUCCAUUGCUACGAUCCCUGACCUUCGGAAAGCGACGGUCGGACAGCUGCAAUCAGCAGACAUUGUGCUGGUCAGCUGCCGUUUGUUGGUCUCCAAGAAAUACGAGGAGCAUUUGGAUGCAUUGUCCGGUCUUCCGGUGACCCGUGAGACUGUUAUCAGUGGUCAGAAGCUCUUCGACGAUGCGAUGCGGAAGUGGAGCAUGCAGAAAAUGCGUCAUGACCAUGAAAGGGCGCUCCGCCAGAUGGGAAUGCAGAUGGACCUUCCAGGCGGCCUGCAGGUUCGAACACCAGAUCCUGGACCUCAGCCGCAGCUGUCGGCAUUCAAGGAGAAAGUUGAGACCAAGCGAUGCGAGGCCACGGCCGAGCGCUUCUGCCGGCGCCGGGAGGGCCUUCUCGAGCGCACGAAGCAGCUACUAGAGCUGGGCCAGGAUUUGGAAGAUCUCGCAGGGCCUCCCCUCGAGAUCUUCUUCUGGCACCGCUUGGUGGUCGACGAGCUUCACGAGCCUCUUCGUGUGCUGCGGGAUGCCGCUGGCCUCCGCCAAGAGGGGCCCGGCCAGGGAAUGGGCUGGCGGGCCUUGUCCGGUGAUGCCCGGAGUCUGUUUCACAAUCUGGAUGGGCUAGAGGCACGAAGCCGCUGGGGUCUGACAGCGACUCCUCCAACGAACAGUGCUGCGGAAGUUUCCUUCCUGGCGAGUUUCCACCGCGUGUUCGUGCCACGAGACAGUGAUCUGGAAGCGCAGCAUUACCUUGACGAAUACCUCCGCUCCAAUGGCCUCGAUGUCUCUGGGAUACCGAUCACAUAUCACCUGAUCCCCGUCCGUCCCACAGGCGGCGAGAGAGCGCUUUACCUCAACGCUUGCUUUGACAAGGGCAACUUCCAGGCACUUCUUCAGUUGUGCAACUACUUCUCGCCAGACGGCACUGAUGCAGACGUGGCAUCUGCAAUCAGCUCCACUCGCGAAGGCAAUCGAUGUGCCUUAGAAAGGCAUCGCUCGGACAUGGAGAGGGCGGAAGAUGAAAUCCACCGGCUCCAAACCGAAGAGUCUCAAGGCUUCCCAGCUGCGCGAGACGAGGAGGACCUCAAGAAGCGCAAGGCCAAGCUGAAGCGUCUCUUGGAUGCCCAGCCCGCACAACGCGAGAAAGAACGCCUGCUGGAGAGCCGCGUGAAAUACUUCGAGGAAGUUCUUCAACACCUGGAGAAGUUGGAGCAGGACAAUCUCGACUGCCCAAUCUGCAUGGGCACUAUCGAGACGCGAGAUUGUCAAGUGACGGCCUGCGGCCACCUCUUCUGCAAGGAGUGCAUCAUCAGCUGGCUAGGCAAGCGGGGCAAGUGCCCAACCUGCAACACGCAGCUGCAACUGCCCUCCGGGGUCGCUUCAGCAGAAGAUGUGCUGUCACGGCAGAAGGAAGCCGCCUCCAAGGGCCGCAUUGCACGCUUUGGAUCCAAGAUCGAGGCUGUGUGCACCCAGCUCAAUAGCAUCUGGAGCGGCGAGCCCGGGGCGAAGGUCAUCAUCUUUGUUCAGUUUGAGGUCUUGUUGAAGAAGAUGGAGCACGCCCUCGCGGAGCUCGGCAUGCCGUGCCUGACCUUGAAGGGCACGGUCUUUGAGCGUCGGCGGGUGAUUCGGCGUUUCCACGCCGAGGGGAAGGAGAACGAGAUCUUAUUGCUCUCGUUGGAAAGAAGUCCAUCUGGUAUGAAUCUGGUUUGCUGCCACCACCUGCUGCUGGUUCACCCGAUGGCUGCCGAGAGCCGGGACGCUGCUUUGAGCUUCGAGCGCCAGGCGAUUGGCCGCGUGAGGCGACAGGGCCAGAAACACGACGUUCAUGUGUACCGGUUCUACGUGCGCGAGACAAUGGAGGAGGACAUGGUGCACAAGCACCAUCAAGAGUUGCUAAAUGGCAAGGACCCGCCCAAGAAUGGGGAGGGCGCAGAUGCCACAGGCGGCGGCAACGAGACGUCCAGGCCUUCCGAAAGCCAAGCUUCCUGA
Molecule: messenger RNA, 4221 nt
Organism: Symbiodinium sp. CCMP2592
Lineage: Eukaryota; Dinophyceae; Suessiales; Symbiodiniaceae
Source: the annotation of a GenBank genome assembly